Messenger RNA from Besnoitia besnoiti, 2439 nucleotides. Its product is annotated as Ferredoxin-fold anticodon binding domain-containing protein. Gene Ontology annotation, biological process: phenylalanyl-tRNA aminoacylation. The transcript has a single exon. Gene Ontology annotation, cellular component: cytoplasm; mitochondrion. Gene Ontology annotation, molecular function: ATP binding; tRNA binding; phenylalanine-tRNA ligase activity. The record is from RefSeq and is a predicted model, not a curated record. Lineage: Eukaryota; Apicomplexa; Conoidasida; Eucoccidiorida; Sarcocystidae. Bases 1 to 2439 code for a protein of 812 amino acids.
AUGGGACUCCACAGACAAGCACUCGUAGGCCAAGGAGGAUGGCACAACUCGCUCCGGAGCUCCUCUCUGCCGCUUACUCGUCCAUUGCGGCUGAAUCCGGUCCGGACGCAACCCAAGCCUGCCGAGCGCUCGCCGAGUACCAUUGUGCUUCUCGCCUCUUUGUGCGCAUGCGCUGUCGAUCACAAAGCCUCCAACUGCCAACUAUGUGGCAAGCCACCGUUAUUCUGGCCUGCAGCCCUUUCCUCUUUCUUACUCCGUCCGUCGGCGUCGCGUGCUGCGAGGACACGGACGCUAUUCCUGACACCCCCGAAGACGAAUCAACUGCGCGCUGUGCAGAGUUUCAUGAACCUGAGUUCAGCUGUAAGAACGUCCACUCCUAGGCGCAGGGCUCUGCCGCACACGAAUUCCCCAAACGAACUGAGAUGCCGUUUCCCCAACACUGAGUGGCAUCCCUCCAGCAGCCGUCGGUUUAUGUCUUCGUCCACAGCAUUGGAAAGCCACAAAGUCCGCGAGGCCUCUGAGCGAUCGGCUAUAGCAGCGAAUCGUGAACGACCGGGUCACAUUCCGCCGUCUGUGUGGGACAAACUGGACCGCCAUCUGCACCGGCGGGCUGACAACCCCAUCGGCAUUCUCAAGAGCCGCAUUGAAUCAUUUUUUUUGAGCGAAAACAAAGCUCUGUUGCGGGAGACGAUUGCGCAGGGAGGCACCAGUGAUUCUCUGCUUUUCCCUGAGGGCCUCUGGCAGGAAGCCAGCACUCGCUUUCAAGAGGUACAGGAUCCACUGCAUUGGCUACAAAGAGGAGCCGACGGCUCUUCUGGAUGCACGGCCUCCGCCACGACCCUAUGCCCACUUGCGCAGCGCCCAUCAGACGCCCCCGUCGAUGCUGCACGGACUGAAGCAACAGCAGGCCAUGAAAUCUCAGGUUUCUCGGCACUGUCGCCAUUUCAACUGUUCGAUGAUUUUUCGCCCUUUGUCACAUGUAGGCAAAACUUUGAUUCUCUACUGGUUCCGAUGGAUCAUGUGAGUCGGCUGCCGUCAGACACGUACUAUGUCGACGACAUUCGACUUGCCUCGGGGGAGACGAUCAACAACACCUCCUCUUCAUCUGUCGACGGCUACGACCCCGACCGUGUCCUCCUUCGGACUCACUGCACGGCGCACCAGAAAGAGCUUAUAGACGCCGGUGUCGAAGCAGCUGUAUGGACGGCCGAGGUAAUUCGCCGGGACGAAAUCGAUCGUCUGCACUAUCCAGUCUUUCACCAGACGGACGGCUUCCGUGUCUUUUCAAAACCACAGAUGAAACGUCUUGAGGCAGAGCACCAGCUACUCUUGAAGGUGGUUGCCAAUGUUCGUGGCAACGGCGGAGGGGAUAACACAGCCCAAAGCCCUCCCACACACAAGAAGCCAGGAGGUGCUACGGCGAAAGAUAAGCUGGAACGCUGGAUACUACAGUCACCAUGCCUCUUUCCUUCUAAUCCUUUCCUGAAGAACCCGUUAAUGAUUCAUCUUCAACUAACAUUGGAAAAGCUUCUUAGACAUCUCCUCGGUUCUGACGUACGUUUGAAAUGGGACUACGAGACAUCCUUCCCAUUCACGUCACCCUCUGUAGAGCUGUACGUUGCUAGAGAUCCUGCUGGUUCAGUACAGGCUGCCGGACAGGCGGAAAAGGCAACUGAACAGGAUACAGAGGACGACUGGAUGGAGGUCUUAGGUGCCGGCGAAAUCCGCUCUGAAAUCUUACGAGGCGUACCACUGCCGCCGUCAUCUAAGUCAGAAAACGAUGACCGCAGUGUGACCGCGGACAAUGCUGGCGAAUCGUCAGAAGCUGUCGCCGCACGCCCUACAAUCCGGGGUUGGGCUUUCGGUUUGGGUCUGGAACGGUUGUGCAUGCAUCUGUUUGGAAUUGAGGAUAUUCGCCUCUUCUGGUCAGAGGACGAGAGAUUUUCCGAGCAGUUUGCCGAUGGCCAAGUCCGCCGGUUUGUCCCUUUCAGUAUCAUGCCUCCGGUGUACAAAGAUAUUUCCUUCUGGGUGAACGAGGCAAUACAGACAGGUUGGGCAGACUGCAGCAAGGCCGGACUUCCUGCCAGCGAAGCAUGCGGGUUACGGCCAGCCAGGUUGUCUCUGUCAGCGGCUCAGGGUCAAACCAAUACAGGCACCUCCGACACCAAUUCUGCGCGUGAACCGGGGCAACCACCGCGGCACAGAGAGAAGUUCACCGAAUUGAGCUUCUACGAGCUGUGCCGCGAAUCAGGAGGAGAUCUGGUCGAAUCAGUCAAACUCGUGGAUAGUUUCGUCCAUCCCAAAACAGGACGUAAAAGCCUCUGCUACCGGCUGACCUACAGGGCAAUAGAUCGAACUCUAACCCAUGAAGAAGUCAACGCCAUCCAAGAGGCAGUCUACAAUAGGACCGGCGAGGCUUUUGAUGUGGACUUGCGGUAG